Molecule: messenger RNA, 4695 nt
Organism: Closterium sp. NIES-65
Lineage: Eukaryota; Viridiplantae; Streptophyta; Zygnematophyceae; Desmidiales; Closteriaceae
Source: the annotation of a GenBank genome assembly
AUGGCUGGAGUCAAACGUGCUACUCUUUUAGUUUGCCGAUGGUCGUCCGGCCUUGUCUGCUACCUCAUCGGUUACCACCCGUUCGCGAAAGACCAGGCUUGUUCGCUACUCGCCAUCCUGCACAGAGCCUUUUACAAGGAGAUUCUCUCAGCAAGCGGGGAUGCUAGUAACGAAAUCCUCGUUGGUAGCAGCCUCAUCAGCACCUCAGAAGGUUCCUCUGGUAUAGCGGAAAGCUCGGACGAUGGCGACGCGGAAACAGGGAUCUUGUCAGCCACGUCGUCGUCGCUUGCCACGUCGACGUCGCGUGCCACGUCAGACACGACCGUUGGCGACGGCGACGUGUUUAAGGACGUCCAUAAACCCGCUCCGAAAGAACUGUCGGGCGAGAUUCUCGAAGCCAUCAGCCAAUCCAUGGCAUCCACGUCAGCGCGCUAUCGUGGCGUGGCGGGUAGUGGCCUACCCUCCUUAGAUCCCUAUCCCGACGCGCCCGAUGCGUACUUUACUUCCGUUCAGGAGCCGCCGCCUCUGCCGGGGAGUGAUGGAGAUAGUAGUAGCGAGGAUGAAGACGAAGCGGCGGGAGUGGCGAGGAGGCGGAGAGAGCGGGAGAGAAGGAAGGAGGAGAGGGAGAGGAGGGAGAAGAAGGGGCAGGAAGGCGGGGCGGAAGGGGCGACGGCGGAUGAGGGGAGCGGGGAAGGGGGGGGCGAGAAGCCGGAGGGCGUUACGUAUGAGGAAACUAGGGUUGGAGCAGAAAGGGGUGAAGGAGGGGAGAAAAUAAUUGUAGCAACAGCAACAGCAACAGCAGCAGCAGCAGCAGCAGCAGCAGCAGCAGCAGCAGCAGCAGCAGCAGCAGCAGCAGCAACCGCACCAAUGACAUUAGCAGCUGCAGCACGAGACAGCCAGUCAGUAGACAUCUCGGUCGGGGUCCGGGAACUCCCGAGCCUGGCCCCGAACCUCCCGCCGUGGCUCGGCACCCCGCUGAUGGCCGAGGCAGCGGGAGGUUCGGCCGCGGCGGCGGCGGCGGCGGCGGCGGAGUGCGCGUCCCCCGACAUUGGUCGGUGGCGGGAGACGCGGAUUAAGGAGAAACAGCGCGCCGGCGGCGGGCUGGGGGGGGGGCUAGUAGCGGGGAUGAGUGAGGAGAGAAAGCAGAGCGAGGUGGGAAACAAGAGUGAGCAGCAGCAGCAGCAGUCGGGGGAGCAAGGGCAGGGGCAGGGGGAGCAGGAACAGAGGCAGGGGCAGGGGCAAGAGGGGGAAGGUGCUGAGUUGGGCCCUUCGGGUUCGUUCUCCUACUCGGAUGACACGAAACAGGAGCAGGAGCAGGGGCACCAGCAGGGGCAGCAGGGGCAGCAAGAACAGGGACAGGGACAGGGACAGGGACAGCAGGGGCAAGAAGGUUCUGAGGGGCUGGAGGUGGAAAUACUGGGAGCUGAUUCGUUGGGCGACGCACAGUUGGAGCUUCAGCCGCAGAAGCAGCAGCAGCAGCAGCAGCAGCAGCAGCAGCAGCAGCAGCAGCAGCAGCAGCAGCAGCAGCAGCAGCAGCAGCAGCAGCAGCAGCAGCAGCAGCAGCAGUCACAACAGUCACAGCAGUCGAGUAUCUGGAGCCGCUUCUCUGGGCGAGCGCCUUCCCCGUCCCGCAUGCUGCGCCGAGCUCUCACUCCCCCUCGUUCCGCCCGCACCCCCCCGCGCUCCUCCCCCACUCCCCCCCGUUCCACCCCCACGCCCCCCCGCUCCCCAACGCCCCCUCACUCCCCCACCGCCCCCCGCUCCCAGACCCUUCCCUUCCCCGUAACGCCCCCAAGGUCCCCCAGUCACGGGGUGUCCGCGGGAAAGGGGGCGCAGGGGGAAGGGGAGAAAGCAGGGUGGCGCAGGCGGCGGAAGAGUGAAGGGGGAGGCGGAACUGGGGGGUGGGCGGAGGGUCUGGGCGAAGAGGUGGGGGGGGUGAGCGGGCGGAGCAGCAGCAACAGCGCCGGUGGCGGUGAGAAUGGUAUAGCUCCUGCUGAUGCUGGUACUGAUGCUACUGCUGCUGCUGCUGCUGCUGCUGCUGCUGAUCUUGACACAGCCACUGCCGAGGCCAAUCCACGCUAUGCCAUGAAUCGCAGCAGCAGCACGGACGGAAUCGCAGCUCGCUCCACCACCACCACUGGCAGCACCACCGGCAUCAGCGCCAGCGCCAGCAACAGCAACAGCAACAGCGGCGGCGGCGGCGGCGGCGGCACAAGGAUGGGGCGGUUCAUGCGUUGGUUCCCCAGAAAGUCCACCUCAACCUCCUCCUCACCCAUGCCCUUGUCUUCCAAGCCUAUGCCUUCCGAGCCUUUGCCUUCCGAGCCUAUGUCUUCCGAGCCUUUGCCUUCCGAGCCAUUGCUUUCCGAGCCUUUUGAGCCAUCGCAAACCUCUGCUACGUCCGCUCUGCCACGCGACCCCACACUCGCGCCCACUCCCUCUCUCUCCACCAACCCGCCUUCCGCUGACCCUCGUUCCGCUCACCCUCCUGCUCUUAGCAUCCCUACUGAUGGAGUUUCGCCUGUAGCUGAGUCCUCUCACGCAGCUGGUACAGCUGCAUCUGUAGCGGCUGUAGCAGCUUCCAGCCAAUCAGCAGCGACAGCCUCUGAUAGGGCCCAUCCACUUGGCACUCCAGUCUCGCCACGUCAGCCGCAAGCCAAGGAGGACUACCCAGCCCCUCCUCCUUCCGAACCUGAGUCCGAACCUGUUUCCGAACCUCCAUCCGAACCAGCUUCGGAACACCCUUCCGAGCCUGUUUCCGAGCCUGCAAUGGGGUCAGGCAGGGGGGAGAAAGAGUACCACCCACGUAUUCCCAAAUCAGACAGUAAUGAUGGGAGAAGAGGGGUUUUAGUGACUAUAAAGGGCCCUCCGUUUCCUGUUUUUUGCACUACUGGGGAUACUGUAGAUUCGCCUGAUUAUGACGCAGCCGAUGCUAACACAGGUUUCACAGCAGCAUCGGGGAAUUCUGGUCCGGUAUCAGGCUCGGCGGAAGGUCCGGCAGAUGGCUCGGGUGGAGCAGGGAGAGCUCGAAGGAGGUUCGGUGUUUUCCGAAGCGCGUCGACGACUGGUUCGGCAACGGGAGGAGGAGGCGAGUUUCGAGAGUAUAAGACCUUUAAGGAGCAUCUUAUGGACAAGCACAAAUCGCAGCAGAAAGAGCCGCGCGAUAAGGGGGAUAAGGAGCAGAAGGAGAAAAGGGAGAAAAGGGAGAAGAAGGAGAAGAAAGCAGAGGAAAGUCAUAGCAGAGGAGAAGGGCAGCCUCGGGAGCCCAGGGAGAAAAAAGUCCUAGGUCUUGGGCUAGGCCUUGGCCUCCCAUCGCUCUCCACCUCGCCUUCCCCCUCCCCAUCCACCCCCUCAUACCCCUCCUCUUUAUCACACUCUUCCGAUUCGCGCCUCCCUCUCACGCCGCCCACACGAUCCCCCAUCCGUUCCCCGAUCUCACACUCCUCCCCUCUCUCCGCGUCCACCACUCCCGGGCGACACAGCCACCUCAGCACAGGCACCAGCAGCAGCAGCCACAGCCCAAACAGUGGCUCGGGAUCAGGUUCAGCGUCAGGUUCGGGAACAGGCUCGUUCCAGUUUAUCAACCAGUCGAUAGGUGCGGCCCAGCGUGCUCACAGGCUGGCGGCUCACUCCAUCCGCGUUAUAGGGCCCAAGAGGCUGGCCGCUGCUGUUGCAGCUGCCAAGCAGAAGCAGCAUCAGCAGGAGCGUGAGCAGGAACAGGGGCAGGGAAAGGAGCAGAUGAAGCAGGAGAAGGAGCAGGAGCAGGAACAGAAGGAAGGGCAGCAUCAGGAACAAAAGCAGCUGGAAGAGGAGCAGCAGCAGAAGCAGAAGCACAAGCGCCGAUACAGCCUGAAUGAUGGGGAGAACGUGAAGGGGCCAGGACUGGUCGGAGAGAGUGGGGAGGGCUACGAGGGGAGUAAGGGAGCAGAGGGAGAGGAGAGGGGUGAUGUAAGUAGAGAUGGGGUAGGAGGAGCUGAGGAGGAGACAAAAGCAGGGGUACCAGUCGCAACAGCGGCAGAAAUACCACCACCACCACCACCAGCAGCAGCAAUAGCUCGCACAAGAAAAGGGCCACCAAAGUCGGCUCCUCUAGUCCUUCCACCCGACCCUUCAGAGGGGCAUGCAGAGGGGCAUGCAGAGGGGCCAGAACCAUCACCCCACCUCGCAAGCCCAACCAACCUACUAGCCCAACAAACCCAACAAGCCCAACAAACUCAACUCACCUCCCCAUCCACUUCCACCCACGUGCCCACCCACACACACUCUCUCUCCCCAUCUCCGUCGCCCUCCCCGCGUUCUCGCAAGGCGCCAGGACCGGUGCAAACAACAGUGGAGGCGUGGGCGUGGCUGUUUGGUCGGGCGGUGUCGGCAGGGGGGAUGGUAGGGGCGGGAAUGCUGGGGAAGAAACAGGGGGGGCGCAAGGGGGGUGGUACAGGAGAAGGGGGAGAAGCGGAGGGGGAAGGGGCGGGGGAGGGUUCGGUGAAGAGUCGUGAGGGAGGGGGAGAGGUGAGGGUUGGAGGGGAGGGAGAGGAGGGAGGAGUAGAGGUAGGUUUGGAGCAGGGGAGAGAGAGUGUGGUAGAAGGUGUGGGUGCUGUAGGAAAGGGCGAAUUGAAUGGAGAAGAGGGGGUGGGGGAAGCAGGGGGGAGUGAUGGGGGGACUGUGGAACCAAGUAUGGUUGCCACAGCAACAGUUGCUUAG